Molecule: messenger RNA, 1320 nt
Organism: Panicum hallii
Lineage: Eukaryota; Viridiplantae; Streptophyta; Magnoliopsida; Poales; Poaceae
Product: E3 ubiquitin-protein ligase ATL6-like
Exons: 1
Coding region: 74-1129 (351 amino acids)
Source: RefSeq, a predicted model, not a curated record
AAUCAAACCCACCGCCAAAUCUGUCACCUGCCUCCGCCACCGCCACCCAAACCCUAGCCCCAGGGGCGGCGCCAUGUCCGCCGCAACCGCCGCCGUCCUAGUGGCCACUGCGGCGGCCUCCGUCGCCGCCGCGGAGUCCCCGGGGCCGCGCGGCAACGAGUCGGUCGUGCUGGGCAUCUCCAUCUUCAUUUCCAUCUUCUUCCCCAUCUUCAUCGUGCUCCUCGCCUUCGCCUGCCUCCACCUGUUCCGGCCCCCCCGCGACGACGAUCCGACCGCCCCGGACGCCUCCCCCUCCGCGUCGGCGUCGGAGUGGUCCCGCCGCAGGGGCGGGCUCGACGCGGCCGCGAUCGCCGCCCUGCCGCUGGUGUUCUACCGCGAGGUGAGGAGCCACCGGGUCGUGGACGGGCGCGACGACGCGCUCGAGUGCUCGGUCUGCCUCCUCGAGUUCGACGACGACGACGCGCUCCGCCUCCUGCCGACGUGCCCGCACGCGUUCCACCCGGAGUGCAUCGCCCUCUGGCUGGAGAGGCACGCCACCUGCCCGCUCUGCCGCGCCAGCGUCCACGACUCGCCGCCGGCUCCGGAGCAGCUGGAGCUCCAGCCGAUGCCGCCGCCGCCGCCGCUGCAGUCGCCCGAAGCUUCCCCUGUUCACGCGACUGUCGUGGUGAUCGGCGAAGCCGGCUCCAGCGAGGAGGUGGAGGAGGAGGAGGACUGGGACACGAUCCAGCGCCUCGCGAGGAACCGCCGCGCGGCGGGGCGGCAGGCGCUGCCGCGGUCCAACUCGACGGGGCACGGCGGCGGCGCCAGCGACGGCGGGAUGGAGCGGUUCGCGCUGCGGCUCCCGGAGCACGUGCGCACGGAGAUCCUCAUGUCGCACAGGCUGAGGCACGUGACGAGCGCGGUGGCGUCCGUGCGCGUCAGGGAGGGCAGCGCCCACGAAGCCAGUACGAUGGGUGGGAGCGUCAGGAACGCCGUGGCGAGGCUGAUGUCGCUCUUUGCGCCGGGCGCCGGUUGGAUGGGAGACGGCGACGACAAGUCCGGCAAGGCAGACGCCACGGGGGCGUCGUCUGUCCGCCGCCGCGAGAACUCAUCGCGUGGAGCAGUGGCUGAAGAGAAGAGAAGCGUCUGAUCGGCAAAGACAGCGAGAGAAGCCUAAAGUCAGGUGCCCAGGUUCAGCGCAAAUGAGUGAUUCUGUCCAAAUCUUCUGAUGAUUCCAUCGAUUCUGUUCCAAAACUCCGUCGAUUCCAUCAGUCUGUUUCAGUAGCAGCGAUGCUUCUUCCAAGAUUGGAGCAUCAGAGUGUAGGUUGCGGAUGCAGUUUU